Molecule: messenger RNA, 3129 nt
Organism: Monomorium pharaonis (pharaoh ant)
Lineage: Eukaryota; Metazoa; Arthropoda; Insecta; Hymenoptera; Formicidae
Product: cdc42 homolog
Exons: 5
Coding region: 435-1010 (191 amino acids)
Biological process (GO): small GTPase-mediated signal transduction
Molecular function (GO): GTPase activity; GTP binding
Source: RefSeq, a predicted model, not a curated record
AACCCGGCUUUAACCGUGGUUGAGGGAGCCUCUCUAAAAAAAAUCGCGGUCGUCGAUGAAGAGAAAAAUAAUAUACAUGGCACGAUAAGGGCUCGUGGAAUUGGAACGUGACUCGUGCAACGAUCUCGCAAACUCGUGGACGUCAAGCGCGAUCUCGUGUAAUCAACCGCUUUCUCCACCGGCACGUCCGAGGCCGCAUCCGUUGCGCCGUUCGGGAUUAUGAGCUACGGCAGUCUUAACCUUUAAUGACAGCUCCGCAUAUCAAGGUAACAUUCUCCGCCAGAAUCUGGAAAGCGCGCUCGCGCGAGGAACGAAUUCUCGAUAAUAGUCGUUGCGUCGCGUCAUAAAAGUCUCUCGGUGUUCUGCGACCGAAGAAAAUUUCAAUCGACCGACGUGCGGCUCCCCGCGCCACAGAUCACAUAAAGAGCUUCAAAAUGCAGACGAUAAAGUGUGUUGUGGUAGGCGAUGGAGCGGUUGGUAAAACGUGUCUCUUGAUUUCGUAUACCACAAACAAGUUUCCUUCUGAAUAUGUGCCUACUGUUUUCGACAACUAUGCAGUAACUGUAAUGAUAGGAGGUGAUCCAUAUACAUUAGGAUUAUUUGAUACAGCAGGUCAAGAGGAUUAUGACAGAUUGCGUCCUUUAAGUUAUCCUCAAACUGACGUGUUUCUCGUGUGUUUCUCAGUUGUUUCACCAUCAUCAUUCGAAAAUGUGAAAGAAAAGUGGGUGCCAGAAAUAACACAUCACUGUCAGAGAACUCCAUUUUUACUUGUUGGAACGCAAAUUGAUUUAAGAGAUGACGUUGCAACAACAGAAAAACUUGCAAAGAAUAAACAGAAGCCGAUAUCUGGAGAGCAGGGGGAGAAACUCGCUAAGGAACUCAAGGCUGUAAAAUAUGUAGAGUGUAGUGCUUUGACACAGAAAGGUUUGAAGAACGUAUUUGACGAAGCUAUUUUAGCCGCAUUGGAACCGCCCGAACCAGUGAAGAAAAGGAAGUGUACGCUUCUGUAAGGUAACGAAGUAUUGGCAUCGAUGAGACGCAUGCCUGAUUUCAAAACGACACUGUAGUACCAGGCGACGGACUCGUGUAGUAUACUCUGUAUUAAAUAGAACUAAAUUUUUUUGCCUCUAUUAGAGUUUAUAAUCGUAUUCGGAAAGAAUAAGCAAAUUGUCAGACGACUGCAAACACAUUCCACGAGGCAUUGAGGCGUGCGAUAAUGACUCUCAGUUUGUAAAGCUUGAUAAAACUUUUAUCAAAUAAUAAUUUUUUUUUUUUUAAAGAAAGUUAUUGCACAAAGCUUUUAUUUUUCCAAUACGACUUUCGAAGAGGCGAAAUGAGAUUUUGGAACGGGUAUUCGAGAUAAAUUUCGAGAUCGUUCUAAACUUAUCGACUUUUGGCGUUUACAUUUAAAAUGAACAGAGAUGGAGAAACAAAUAGAGAUUGGUGCUAUUCAAUAAUAUUUUAAAAAAUCGAAACGUAUUAUAUAGGUCUCGUGAGUCGUCUGUAUCCGACAGAGUACUCGUUUGAGACAAUGGAGUGCUCAAAUAUCAUUUGCUAAAACGACGAUCGAGCUUUUUCGAUACAUAUUCAAGUGAAUUUUUGUUUUUGACGAUGUCAGUAUUAGGAGCUCUAUGAUAAAUAUAUGAAAACGAUAAAUAUUAUAAUCAUAAAACGAGCAGUAUCACUUAAAUAUAUUAUCGAUUGCAUGUGACACAAAAAGACUAUUACUAACAAUCUCUCUAACAACCCGUUUACUAUAGAAUAUCAUUAUUGAUAUUAGAAGAGCUUAUAUCGCGUUUUCGACAUCGCAAACUUAUUUGGAUGUAUAAUUCCAGAAUGUCGUUGCAGUGAAUUGCAGAGUAGUUUUACUUGCUCUGCUCAAAGUAUGUUAUCGCAGAAAAGCUUUCUAAUAUGAAUAAUAAAUAUUUGAAUUACAUCUUUUGAUACACACAAGGCAACUGUCUUCUUGACGAGCAAAAGCUUUCAGAAAAAUCGACCAAUUUUUUUGUAUGUUUUUGAAUGCUGUUUUCCUACAUAGCAAACUAUUUUCAGUAACUUUACUAUCUAAUAAAUCAGAGUUAAAGAGCUUCUAAAGCAGUGUUAGUCUGCCUUCCAUCCUACAAUUGCACUGGAUGCAUUUGUUACGUGAUAGAAAGCUUUAAGACUGCUUAAAAGAUCACAGGGAGGAAGGAAAAAGGGAGAGAAGGAUACAAUAGAGAGAAUAAUGUUAACGGGGACGGGGAAGGGAAUAAAAUAAUAAGCACACUAUACCAAUUUUGAACAAUGUUGUAAACAAUAUUUGCGAUUUCCAGUUAAGAUUGUAUACGUGAAAUUCUUUUAAUUAUCACGAUACUGCAUGCAAUGAAUUUAUAAACGAUUCAGUCCCGGCGGCAUGCGACCGGCUGAUUUUUUAUAUAACUGUCCGAAUUGUCGCAUAUCGUUAGUACUAUUAAGCACAUACGAAUGCUCAUCGCGAUGUAUUCGAUAUGUGGACGUCGAGUAGGGGGUGUGUUGCGAGAGAGAAAGCAUUUUAUCAAAAAAGUUUAAUCAACUUUUACACUACGAAUCCAGUUAAAAAUAACAGCAUUUAUUAGCACUGUAAUGUGUCCUAAUAAUAUGUAGACACGAUUAUAUGUAACGAAAUAUUCGCAUAAAUAUAUUUAUACCAUGUAUAUUCGACGUCCAUUUCUUUUAUUUGUUAAAUUAUUAGAGCACACGCCAUAAAACUUUUUGGAAUAAAUUCUGAUUAGAAUUAUUCAAUUAUUUCUUAGAUUUGUGUUUUCUAAGAAAAACAAAAUAAUUCUAAUCAGAAUCUAUUCGAAACAGUUUUAUAAUGUGCCCUGAUUUUUUAAUUAUAUUAACACGUCUCGUGUCAUCCUUAUUUUAUUGAACGAAAAUACUGAUAUUAUUUCCAAAGGUAAGAAUUAUUCUAAGAGAUCGUAAACAUCGAUGUUUAAAAAUAUAUGAUUUAUAUAAAACUCGUUAAUUAAUAAGUUAAUGAAAUUCCGCCAUACUUUACGAUAACAAUGGGAUUAAAUAACGAAUCGUAUCAGUGAAAUAAGAUUAAGAUAUUUGUAAAUGUUAUGGGAAUAUACUCCAUUUUCAAUAAAUAUGAAUAUCCUAUAUAUU